AGUGAAGCCCACGCCUUUUUUUCCUCUCUGUCAUUUCUCGUGGUCACCAAACACGCUCACACGAAAAAUGAGUGUCUCGUGGAAGCUACUCUCGACUUGCCUGUACUUUCUGCUUUUCGAUACCUGGCACCGGGCUUCGAGCUUCGACCUGACGCUGCUGCACACCAACGACAACCACGCGCGCAUCGAGGAGACCAGCGUGGACUCUGCCAAGUGCCCAGCCGGGGGUCGCUGCUUCGCUGGGGUGGCGCGACGCUUCACUAAAGUGUCGCAGAUCCGCAGAGACGACAAGAAUGUCUUGCUCCUGGACGCCGGCGACCAGUUCCAAGGCACCGUGUGGUUUAACUACUACAAAGGCGAGGAAGCGGCUUACUUUAUGAACAAACUUGGCUAUAACGCGAUGGCUUUCGGGAACCACGAGUUCGACAACGGAGUGGAGGGUCUUAUUGUUCCUUUCCUGCAGAAUGUUAAUUGCUCAGUGGUGAGUUCCAACAUCAGACCGGACCGGACUCUGGCCGCGAACUUGAGCCGCUAUUACCGGCCUCACGCGGUACUGAGCGUCGGCUCGGAGAAGGUGGCCGUGGUGGGCUACACCACCGUAGAGACCCCCUUUUUGUCGAUGCCAGGACCACACCUAAAGUUUGAUGAUGAGGUGGCAUCCCUGCAGAUUGAAGUUGACAAACUGCACACACUUGGCUAUAACAAGAUAAUCGCCCUGGGACACUCUGGUUUUGACAUUGAUCAAAUAAUUGCUAAGCGAGUGAGAGGAGUCGAUGUGGUCAUUGGAGGACACACAAACACAUUCCUAUAUUCUGGACCCGCUCCAUCUACGGAAGUGCCAGCAGGUCCGUACCCAUUCAUGGUGAUGUCAGAUGAUGGCAGAAAUGUGCCAGUGGUUCAGGCAUAUGCCUUUGGAAAAUACCUGGGCUACUUGAAGGUUACCUUUGAUGAGGCUGGAAAUGUUGUCCAAGCAGUUGGAAACCCUAUCCUGUUGGACAGUAGCAUACCUCAAGAUCCCAAUAUCCUUGCUGAUGUCGAGAAGUGGAAGAAGGAGCUGGAUCAGUACUCGCUACAGUAUGUCGGCCAGACAUUAGUUUACCUCAAUGGGACCUUUGAGGAGUGUCGUUUUCGGGAAUGCAACCUUGGAAACUUGAUUUGCGAUGCCAUGGUUAACCACAAUUUAAAAGAAUCUAAUGAGCUGCAGUGGAAUCAUGUGGGCGUAUGCAUAUUGAACAGCGGAGCCAUUCGCACAGCAAUUGAUGAACGCUAUAAAAAUGGUACCAUAACAAUGGAGGAGAUCCUCACCGUCUUACCAUUUCAACAAACUGUGGACUUGAUCCAGAUAAAGGGGUCAACCAUGAAAAAGGCUUUUGAACACUCUGUUCACAGAUAUGGAGGCAUGCAUGGAGAAUUCCUGCAAGUGUCAGGCAUCCAUGUAGAGUAUGACCUCUCAAAGCCAGUAAACCAGCGGGUCGCAUCCUUGUCUGUGCUCUGCACCCAGUGCAGAGUGCCAAAGUACGAACCACUGGACCUGGAGAAGACGUACCCUGUGGUCAUGCCUUCUUACCUAGUGGGCGGAGGUGACGGCUACACCAUGUUCAAGGGGGAGAUGCUCAAGCAUAAUACUGGUGAUAUGGACAUUUCAGUUUUGUCCAAAUACAUCUCCAACAUGAAGCGUGUCUACCCAGCUGUGGAAGGACGGAUCAAGUUCAGGAGCAUUUUAGCGAAAAAUAAUUCUGCGGCGUUUUUGGCCCAAAGCCUCACCCUGCUUUUGUUGUGUUUAAGCCUCUCUCUGACACGCUGAUUGGGAAACUAUGAUCAGAAACACCCAGGUAUGUUCAUUCUCAGGGGAGAUUCAAUAGCCAGCAAGAUAUGUCCCAUAAUUCUAAAAAUAUUUAAUGAAAUAAUACAUUUUAAUUACAGCGGAUUUAAAAGGUGAACCCCCCUGAUAAAUGCCUCUUUUUUGUGGAGUAAAAUGUUUACACAUUUAAUGUGGAAAAAGUACCUGCCUGCUCCUAGUUUGCACAUACCGAAACAGCUUUUGCCAUCAUUGCUACAUUUUUGACUCACACCAUGGCACAUCUUAACUUGACAAUAUCCACCCACUCAAAACAAAGCAUGUCCUAUUACAAGAGCAUCUAUUGCUUUUGAUGCACUGUAUCUGCCAGUAGUAGUGGUAUUGUUUUUCAUAAGCUCCACCGAUGAAAUUGAAAGGAACUAUUCCGUUUAAAAAGUGUUCAAAAAAAAAAAGCAUGUGUGUACAUUUGUUUGGAUAGUAUGACCUGGUUUAUAAAUAUAUUAUACAGUAAUUGAAUAGCUAUAGCUAUUUAAUCUAAAUAUACUUUAUUAAUCUUAAUUAAUUACUCAGGUGUCCUGUAGCUUAUAUAUGCUUUCAGUGUACCAUUGCAAACGAAUCUUUAGAUAGUCAUGAAAGUAUUUCUAUACCAUGAGUUCAUUUAGAGUGUUACUUUGCUCUAAAUACAUUUAUGCCAAAUGUAUUUUGUUUGUAAUAUUUGUUGCACUGUGUGGUAUGAUUGCAUUGCUUCAAUUGUCUGACAAGCCAUAUAACAAUUUCCAAAAAUUAACAAACAAGCUUCAAAAUUUGCUGCGAAUGUAACUGACACGGUUUAUAGCGUUGAUGAUCUAUAGUCUUCAUUUUAGCAUUGCACUAAAUGUUCUCAAAUGCAGAGAUAUGCAAAUAUUUGACUCAAUGUUAAUUUUCUUACGGAUAACCAACAAACAUGAUUUUACUGUUUUAUUUGUGCUUUGUUAACUUACUUUGAAUAUAACAGUUUUGUUUGACAGUGACUAUGAUGACUUGGUGUAUGAUCUUUAUUUACAUGUAGUAUAUUAUGUCGAUAAAAACACUGCCAUGUCAGAUGUAAUGUACAAGUUCUAUUUUACUUGGGUUUGUUUAAGAGUCAGUAUAGCAAUGUAUCCAGUACUCUGACUUAAUCAUGUUCAAAUAUCCAGUAUUUACCUAAUCUAAUACUGUCUUAGUUAAAAGAAAAGCAUUUAAUUUUGCAAUUAUUUUUGCUCAGAACUGCUUCAGGGUGUUUACAAACAAACAUUUAGUUUGUUCUUGUAAAAAAAUGACUUAUUGCAAUGAAUUGUAACAAUCCAAUUUCGUCCUCUCCAAAAGGUAACUAAAUUUCUAAAGAGUCAUCAUAACAUAACACAAAUGAAAUAUACCAACAAUAAAAAGUAAGAAUAUUAUUGAAAUAUUUUGACAGUUUAAUAAGAAUUUUAAUUCCAGGUUUGGUGGAUGAUUUCUUCGAUUGGUUGACAGUAUUUUAUAGCGGCUGCAUUCUUUCAUUUUCUCAUGUAUCGGUUUACUUUUACAGUGAAGAAUAAUCAUUCAACAUUUCUGUAUUGCCGGUGCAAUGCUGUUAUUUUAUUUUAUAUAUUAAAGUACAUGUUACAGCAGAAGAAAAGACCAACAAAUGUCUCCGUAGACAUAAAAGUGCAUUAAACGUGCAUUGAAAUUGUUAGUUUUUGUCAGUUGUACCGAUUCACAUCCAAGGAGCACUGAUUGAAGACUCUUUCUGCACCUGCUGAGAGGAUAUGAUACGAUCAACAAAGAAAAGAAUUACCAUUUUGUAUAUUUAGGGUUUAUACACCUCUUCCAAGUUUCAACCAAUUUGAAAAUUAGUUUGCAAAACUUUUAAGCACCUCACCAGAUUCUAUACGAUUUUAUAUAUAUAUAUAUAUACACACACACACACACACAUAUGUAUAUAAAUAUAUACAUACAUACUUGUAUAUAAGUGAAUUCCCCUUUAUAAACCCAAAAAUUGAACCAAGCUCACUGGGAUUCCCUGAGAAGCCAGGAAUAAAUUGACA
Phycodurus eques (leafy seadragon) is the source of this 3843-nucleotide messenger RNA. It is a transcript of the gene nt5e, whose product is annotated as 5'-nucleotidase, ecto (CD73). Gene Ontology annotation, biological process: AMP catabolic process. Gene Ontology annotation, molecular function: metal ion binding; nucleotide binding; 5'-nucleotidase activity. Gene Ontology annotation, cellular component: plasma membrane. NCBI's taxonomy places the organism in Eukaryota, Metazoa, Chordata, Actinopteri, Syngnathiformes, Syngnathidae. The record is from RefSeq and is a predicted model, not a curated record.